Molecule: messenger RNA, 549 nt
Organism: Manduca sexta (tobacco hornworm)
Lineage: Eukaryota; Metazoa; Arthropoda; Insecta; Lepidoptera; Sphingidae
Exons: 1
Coding region: 1-549 (182 amino acids)
Source: RefSeq, a predicted model, not a curated record
AUGUUGCAUUUCAAUGUGGCUAAGUGCUCGGUGAUGAGCUUCAUACGCGCCCGAGUACCUUUGCACCACGAAUACCGGAUUGGCGCGGAACCCAUCCGGAGAGUGUCGCAGGUGCGUGACUUGGGAGUGCAUCUUACGCCUGAAUUAACGUUUCGUGAUCAUAUUACGAAAAUUUGUAAAAAGGCGUACAGAAAUCUCGGCUUUGUGUUAAGGCAGACGCGACACUUCACCAAUAUUACCACCAUUAGAGUACUUUACGACGCGCUGGUUCGUAGUCAUUUAGAGCACAGCGCGAUCGUUUGGGCCCCACAAGACGACAAGUACACGAUCAUGUUGGAACGCGUGCAGAACAAGUUCGCGAGACAUCUGUACAUGAAACUCUAUGGGGUAUAUCCGGUAUAUCCGCUGAUGUACCCCACAUUGUUCGUACUGGGCAUGGUCGGGUACAACGAACUGAGGGUGCGACGCGAGUUUGCCCUCGCGUUGUACCUGGUGAAGCUGUUGCGUGGUGUCGAGCACAACCCGGGGUUCUGCGAUGCCUGUGCCUGA